Messenger RNA from Bombina bombina (fire-bellied toad), 970 nucleotides. RefSeq names its product BRO1 domain-containing protein BROX. The record is from RefSeq and is a predicted model, not a curated record. Bases 61 to 561 code for a protein of 166 amino acids. Lineage: Eukaryota; Metazoa; Chordata; Amphibia; Anura; Bombinatoridae. The transcript is spliced from 5 exons.
AUAUUAUCCAGCCUGGAUCCAGUAUAUAUUGGCAAGUGGAGGAGUUACACACAACUGAAAAUGUGCUUUUAUAUGGCCUAUUCCUUUUGCUAUCAUGGCCAGACGUUGCUUUCUAGUGAUAAAUGUGGGGAAGCCAUAAGGUCGCUACAAGAAGCAGAGAAAUUUUAUGGGAAAGCUGAAGCAUUGUGUAAGGAAUACGGGCAAACUAAAGGCCCUGGGACCACAGCAAAGCCCUCUGGACACCUCUUUUUUAGAAAACUGGGAAAUUUGGUUAAGAAUACACUAGAGAAAUGUCUGCGAGAGAACGGCUUUAUCUAUUUCCAGAAGGUUCCACCAGAGGCACCAGAGUUGGAGCUGAAAGCCAACUACGGCCUUGUAGAACCUGUGUCUUUUGAAUUCCCUCCAUUAAGCUCACAGUGGACUGAAGAAACGCAUGCAGCAUUUGACCUUACUAAGCGACCAAAGGAUGACAGUGUUAAACCUAAAAAAGAAGAGGAGGUCAAACCAAUAAAGGAACCAGACAUUAAACCUCAGAAGGACAGUGGAUGUCAGAUCUCAUAAAGAAUGGACAGGAUAAUCUUCUCUUAUCUUUUCUGCACUCAAUUUCGCUGAAACUCUGACUUGGGUUACAGUAUGCCUUUGUACUGUAUUAUAUGCUUGUGUAAUGUAUAGGCACAAUAUAGAGAGCAAUAAGAUUUCUUAAGAUAGAUUUACUUCUGCAAAUUCUAUUUGGGAGGUUCCUUAAUAUAUAAAAUAUGUUCAUAAAAGAUUAUUAAAACAAUGUAAAAUGUGAGCGAAUAUAAAAUGAUGUAAACCUAACAAAUCUAUGUGUCUAUAAAUAAUUUACAUUUAUAAAAAAAAUGUUUUAUUGAUUGCAUCACUUAUUUUAUUAGAAUGUCUUUAUUACAUUAUUGUAAUAUACAGAUUGGUCACUAAUUGUAAAUAAAGAUGGUUUACUAUGGGAGGAAAA